AUGAAACACGUAAUACAAAGCCGAAAUGUGUGUUUUAUUAUCUAUCUAUCUAUCUAUCUAUCUAUCUAUCUAUCUAUCUAUCUAUAUCUCUCUCUCUCUCUCUCUCUCUCUCUCUCUAUAUAUAUAUAUAUAUAUAUAUAUAUGAAUAUAUUCUGUAAAAGUACAUUCCUUAUAAUUAAUCUAUAUAUCCAUUUUCUUUCUAUCUAUCUAUCUAUCUAUCUAUCUAUCUAUCUAUCUAUCUAUCUCUCUCUCUCUCUCUCUCUCUCUCUAUAUAUAUAUAUAUAUAUAUAUAUAUAUAUAUAUAUUCUUUCUUUUUAUAUCUCUGUCGAUCUCUCGCUCACUAGCUAUCUCAUGAUGCCAAUACUAAUCUAUUUCAUUCUAUCUCAUGAGGUCAAUACUAAUCUAUCUUUCUAUUUCAUUGUAUAUAUAUAUGUAUAUAUAUAUCGCUCUAUCUAUCUAUCUAUCUAUCUAUCUAUCUAUCUAUCUAUCUAUCUAUCUUUUUUUCUAUCUCUCUAUAUUACCUAUCUAUCUAAUAAUAUAUCUGCUAAUCUACAAAAUUGUCUUUUUAUCUAUCUAUCUAUCUAUCUAUCUAUCUAUCUAUCUAUCUAUCUAUCUAUCUAUCUUCCUAUCUAUUUCAUUGUCUCUCUCUUUCUUUCUAAUUAUAUCUCUACUAAUUUAUCUACUAAUCUAUAUAUCUGUUUUCUAUCUAUCUAUCUAUCUAUCUAUCUAUCUAUCUAUCUAUCUAUCUAUGUCUCUACGAAUUUAUCUAUCUGCCUCAUGAUAUGUCUCCUAAUUUAUCUCAUAAUACUAAUCCAUAUUCUUAUCUAUUUCAUUGUCUCUCUCUCGCUCUUUAUCUUUCUUUCUAAUUUUAUGUCUAUUAAUCUAUCUACUAAUCAAUAUAUCGAUUUUCCUUCUUUCUUUCUUUCUUUCUAA
Messenger RNA from Acanthosepion pharaonis, 933 nucleotides. NCBI's taxonomy places the organism in Eukaryota, Metazoa, Mollusca, Cephalopoda, Sepiida, Sepiidae. The record is from the annotation of a GenBank genome assembly.